CCGCAACACGCCCACACCCACCACACCCACACCAGCACACUCGCACUCGCACAGUCACACCGUCGUACACUCACACACCCACACCCACACCUUCGCACACUCCUCCUCCUCCUCCUCCAAUGCGCCUUCCCACCUUCAGGCGGAAAAAAGACCCGUCCCCAUCCUCUGUCCCUGUCCCAUCCUCCUCAACCCUCGCCCUCAGACGGAGCCCCUCCAGUGCGAGCCCCAGUCCCAGCGGCAGCUCCUCCAACCUCCCCGCCAACCCAAGGAGACACGCACUCGACUCCAGCACCAAUGUCUACAAACCUACCACUCGAUCCAGCCCCAUCCCCCGCGGCAACGGCCACCAGGCCCUGUCCAUCCCCAUGCCCCCGCCGCCUUCGCUCUACUUCUCGCUCCUACCCUCCGGGGCAAAUGCCGCCACCAGCACCACUGCCACCACCAGUGGAGGAGCUGGCUCGACCAGCAGCAGCACCAAAAGCGCCCGCACGCCUCGACCCAGCCUUGGUCAACAUGCCUCUGUCCGCGACAACAGCGACAGCGACAUCAGCAUCAGUCGCCCGCGGCCAAAGUCAAAGAGCACAAUGACUAAUCUUCGUCCAAAGCAACUUCACCCUCAGUCCGAUUCCUCGACCUCAACUGUGCCCCCGUCCCUUUCCUUCACGCCCUUAGUUCGCAUGAACAGCCACAGCAGCAGCAGCACCCCGAGGUCGGCCCCAAACUCCAGACCUUCAUCGAACCCCACUACUCCAGGAAUAGGGCCAGUACCAGCUGCAGCCCAUGCAGGGGGAUACGAUCACCAUCAUACCCAUCAUCAUGCACCCCGCUCGACUUUUCCUCUCUCGAUGACCCAUUCUCGACGAUCGAGCCUGUCGCACGUAUAUGAGCCAAGUACUACUGCAUCAGGCCGAAUGCAAAAACCAGGAGGCUUCUUCGACAUGGCCAUCUUCGACCCCGCCCCCGAGCACCUGCCUAGGAGUGCGCGCGCCUCCAUCGACCACGACGGCCAGAGCCGCCGCGUCCCCGUCUCGCGUCCUCCCUCCAUCGAAUCCAUCAACAGCGCAAACUCGGUUCCAUUUGCGCCCCCGCCGCCUCCGCCUCCCUCCGUCUGGAAGCAAUUCACGAGCCAUUUCUCUCAUAGAGUCGUCAAGCGACACAUCAAGUUCAUCGUCGCCCUCUACAUAUCCUCAGCCAUGGCCCUCGUCCCCUCCAUCUCCCGUGCCCUCGGAACCUCGCCCUACAUGGCCAACGUCGCCGUCGUCUUCAUGCAUCCCUCUCGCACAGUUGGCUCGCAGCUCGAGGUCACCAUCUUUAGCGUCAUCGGAGGCGUCCUGGCCGCGGUCUGGAUCCUGCCCUGUCAAGUAGCUACUGCGGCAUUCAACCAAAAGUACCUACCGGAUGGAAAUAACUCUGCCUGGGCCAUCGAUGCUGCCUGGUUCUUUGUCGGCGUCUGGAUCAUGACUUCGUACAAGGCCAGAUACGCGAAGCUGAAUUGCUCCUUCAUCAUUUACACCAUCGCAGGCAUCUUUGCCCUGACCAGGAACCAUACGAGCAUGCAUUUUGAUUUCCACGACUUCUGGGGCCUUAUGGGACCUAUGAUGCUAGGAGUCGGCAUUUGUCUGGUCGUCAGUAUUUUACUUUGGCCAGAGACCGCCAGCGAAGGGCUUGGCACCCGCUUCUUCUUGCUAAACCAUAAUACCAUCGCACUCCCAAAAUCGGCUAUCGAGAAGGCCCAAGCGGAAGUCCGAACAGCGCAGAAAAAACUAUUCAGUGCCUACAGAGAAGCUCGCUACGAGGUCACUUACUCGAUGACUAAUCCCGCCGAUUACAAGGAAGUCCGCUUGAUCAUCUCGGCGUUGAUGAGACAUCUCGGAUCCAUGAGUUUGGUCGUACAAAACGAGCGACUGCUGAUGCUAGGGCACCCGGAUCGCGACGAUCAGGAUCUGGUAUCUCAGAGCGGAAGUGAAUUGAGUUAUCCCAGCAGUGCCAGCGAUACUGAGAGUGAUGACGGUGCCUCUGAAAGCGAAGCCGAUCAUCCUUCUUCUGGAACUACCAAUAACAACGAUUCGGGUGAAAAGAUACAUCACCAGAGUGACUACUUUGGCGAUGCAAUCGCGGAAGGUGCUGAGCAGCGAACUAGUCGUCGCAGUCGCCAUGGCCGUCACAAUGACCAGUUGGCCGAAAGCCCCACGAGCGAGGACGGUCAUAGCACGCCGCGGAAGAGAGUUCAAAGGAGAGGCAGUGCGGCCGAACUAAGACGCAUCCGACAACUAUUGCAGAGAGCAGAGAACUCGACCCAGGCAACGAUGAAAGCCAGGCAGCGACACCAGGAACGCCUCCAGAAGGACGCUUUGCAGCAGCCGUUCCAGUUCGGUCGUGAUGGAACCGUAACAGCGCCGCCAACACCGGGAGGACGGGGUGUCUUUAAUGUGUUUGGACAUCAUCAAGCACACCGCUCAAGGACCUUAACCCCAACCCGAGCAGAUAAUGACCCUUCUACCGACACUCCUCGCCAAUACCUCAGUACCACUCCCUCUAAUAUCUCGACGCCAAAUUCCUCAAAGCCCAACUCGAUUUACGAAGAGCAGAAUCUGGAAACGAUCAAGAGCUUCAAGUCGCUGUUCUCCAUCAAGUCGGCUUCGAAGUUCAAGCCCAAUCGGCCUGCAUCGCUGAAGGCUGGAUUUAAGUUGAGUCAAGGAAAGAGGCGCAAGGACAAAUCCGAAGAAGGAUCGCCAAGGAUACCACUAGAGGACAUGCACUAUGCCACGGUUCCAGAGAAUGGUGCAUUGGGUUGUUCUAACCACUAUACGUCGCGCAAUGGGCUUUUGUUCCAGACGUCUUUGACCGACCAUCAAAUCAAGAAGGCUGCAGAGUCUUUCAGGAAACAGCGAGAGAAGGAGGCCGCACGACAGCGAAAGCUGGCAGAACGAGAGGUCAAGGCCGAGCAGCAGCGAGCUGAAAAGCAGCGGCAGGCGGAAGCAGCAGCUCGGGCGGUACCACCCAAGGAAGUUGCUUUUGGUGACCGCAAGCUAUUCAUGUCGUUUUUGGAUAUUGUUCACAACCCUUUGCAGCGCUUGAGUGACUCUUGUUCCAGAGUCAUGGUUGCUAUGGAGCGGGAGUUGGUCGCGGGACUCAAUGUAGAGCAAGAUCGACUGGAGCGUAUCAGGCGACGCAACGCGCAGCGCGUAAAUACCAUUCGAGCUGCAGAAGCAAAAAUGACCGAAGAAGGGAAGGCUGGGGUCAACGGGACUACCACAUAUACGGAUGCUGCUGGAACGACUGCAGCAGAGCGUGAGCUUACCAAAAAGCGAGGCUUUGUCAACACCUCCGUUUUGGAUCGCAUCCGAGCUUUGGUCGGGAUCAAGCCCAGUCAUAUGACAAAGGGGGACCUAGAGUAUGUAGGGGCGCUCAAGUCAGGGAUGGUGAAGGACAAGGAGAAAAAUGUCAAGCCGUCAAAGAAUGGUGUAGCAGCCGACACCGUCCAUCCAAACAAAUUUUUGCAGCAAGAUGCCCAGCGUAACGCGACGUGCUCCGGUAUUGACGACGAUGACGAAGACGAGCUCAUGUUGCCACCGGACAUGUCUUAUGUGCAGUACUUGUCACAGGAGCUGGAGAUAUUCGACAAAGCAGAGGCGGAGGGUCUCAGGGACUUCAUUGCCACGCAUCCGACCCUUGAUGUUGGCCCACGCGAAGAACUCUUCUUGAUCUUCUUUUUCUUGUUCGCAUUGCGUGAGAUCGCUCGCGAGCUGCUACGCCUUGGCAAACAUAUGGAGGAGAUAGAGGAGCGGGAGCGUAGAAAAAUGGAGGAAGAUGGCCGGACAAAGCGUAGGAAACAGCUGUGGUGGCCGAAAGUUUUCGGUAACUUUUGGCACUGGUUCGCAUGGGGCAGUUAUACCCAGGUCAAGACCAGUGAAGGCCACAACGCUCUGGUCUUGAACACGACAAAGAAUCUGGAGCAUCGACAGCCCAGGACCAUCGAGGAGGAGAAGGCAUUGGUUGAAGCCAAGACUGCCAAGGCUGUAGCCGAAAGAGCAGCUGCUGAAGCAUCCGCAAAGGCCGUUGCCGAAAGGAAAGCCGAGCAUCGACGGAGACGACACUCGGAGAUGUGGGACCUGCCACCAUUGCGUCGAGCAAUUACUCUGUCGGCUUUUGUUCAUCGCAAGACCUCUGAGCCCGACUUAGAACUGGGUCCAGUGGAGGACGAUCAUCAGGACGAGAAUCGUCGAUUCAGGCGCAGUGCACACGGGCACUUGCAAGGGCUCAGGUCAAGGUCCAAUUCACCCUUCCGAUCCAGUACCGCCUGGUCACGACAUUGCGAAGUGCCCCAACAUUAUGGGAGCCCCAAGCAAUGGACCCAUAACGAGACUGAUCUUGGUGAUCCUAGCAUCCUUAGGGGCAAAGAGGUAUUGGAUAACGAGUUUGGGGAAGAAGAGGCUGGCUCGCCGUCAAGAACAAUCCCCGAAUCAUUAGCGAGCACGAAGUCCAGAUCUAAGCGGGCCGAGCAGUAUACCGUAGUGGAGAUCCCAGACUUUAAAUCUCUGCAGCUCAGGGACGAUCAGGAUUUGAAGCAUUUUGAGGACGUUAAUGUGAUCGAUCUUAUGCCACGCGUCAAUGGCCUCAAGCUCCGCAACACCGCACCGCCAGAGUUGGAUAUUGCCAAGCAUAGUAAAUCUAAGAAAUCGCAUCAGCAGACGAGUGGAAGUAGGAGCCCUCGUAAUGUCAUAUUAUCAGCACCUUCUUCGACUCACCAGGAUCGUUACCCAUCCUUUGCCUGCAGCACCCCCCCGUCAUUAUUACCUGGCCACCACGAAUCAGACUCAACAUUUGUAGAUAGCCACGGCACCGGCUUACGCGCACACAUCUUGAACGACCGCACGGAUGAUCACAACGACAGAAGGAGCUCUACUGAAAGCGGUGGUUCUGCCAAAGAUCAUCACCGCCGCGGUCGCUACGGUAAGGACGCGAAGGCGGGCAAAUCGCGGUUUCGUGGCGUCUUUUCGCCUUUUAGCUGCAGUACCUCGAACGAGGGUUCCAAAAAUACGCCCAAGCAGCGACAGCGACAACUCCAUCCAGCUUCAGAACCUAUAAAGCCGGCAAGGACGACCUUCGUGAGCGUAAACAAGCCCAAGACUUUGCGUUACCGUUUCUGGGAGUUUUUGCAGCCGUUCAAGUCGGAGGACUUCAAGUUUGGUUUCAAGAUGGCAGUCGCACUCACGUUCAUUGGACUGUGGUCGUGGCUACAAUGGAACAGCGUGGCCCUGGCGACAGACCGUGGACAGUGGGCCAUGAUAACGGUAAUGGCGGUUCUGUCGCCUACCGUGGGCGCAACGUUCAGUGUCUGCGCGAUGCGUAUCGCUGGAACCUUGAUUGGAACCCUUUGGGCGCUAUUGACAUUUUUGGCGUUACCCAAGAAUCCAUAUGUGAUUUGUGCCAUGAUGCUUGUCAUUGCGUUCGCCGGCGUCUUUUUGAUCUUGGAAUCAGCACAUCCAAAACUGGGGAUCAUUAUGUUGCUCUCGUACUCGUCAAUUACGUUCAUUAUGUAUGAAGGCCAUACCACCGAGACGAUUUAUCAGGUCUGCUACAAGCGUGCAAUCACAGUUAUUAUCGGAAUUAUUAUCUCGGUAAUCAUGAACUCACUACUCUGGCCAAUCCUGGCGCGCCGAGAACUCAGGAAGGAGAUCGCCAUCUUGAUCGGUAGACAGGGCGUGUUGUUUGCAGAGCUGGUCAACAAGUUCCUGUUGGAAGAUCCUCAGGAUAAAAAGCAAGGAGCGCAGUCUCACUACGCGGCUAAUUGGCCCCAGCAGGAUGACCUGAAUGGAUACGCGAGCGAUGAGCUGAAUGAGGAGACCCUCCAAAGGGAGGAUCCGGAGGAAGAUCAGUUCCAGGACUCUUUUGUGGAGCGCGCCGAGAGGGAGGCUCGUAUGCAGAAGCAGCAACAGCAGGCAGGUAGAGGAAGGAGACGUUCCGGCAGCUAUGAUCAAAAAUCAGGAACAACCGGUGGUUCCAAUGGGGAUAGCGGUGCUGCUAUUACCGAUGGUUUGCAACACCAGACUGAGGAUUCACGGAACGCCAUGGACCCAGACCGCCUGGCAUUCCAGCAUGUAGAGCAUCAGCUGCAAACCAAGCUGAUCAAGAUCUCGGAGCUUUUGGAACUGUCGGGUUCAGAACCAAGACUCAAGGAGGAGUUCCCCAUGAAGUUGUACAAUCAGAUCGUGCAGUGUUGUCAGAAUAUCCUUGACAGGAUGAUCUCGAUGCGCAUGGCAGCCCAGCUGCUGUCGCCUGAGGUGCGGGAGCUGGUGACUGGCCCCAUGAACUAUUAUCGACGCGAUAUGGUAAGCUGAAGGCAAAAACUCGCGAGGUCGCGUGUACACGACCAGAUUCUUUGUGUAGACAUGUUGGUGACACAGCGAAAUGCUUUUUUGCUUCCAAGGUUGGCGCUCUUUUGCUCUACUUUAGUG
Molecule: messenger RNA, 6458 nt
Organism: Gamsiella multidivaricata
Lineage: Eukaryota; Fungi; Mortierellomycota; Mortierellomycetes; Mortierellales; Mortierellaceae
Exons: 4
Coding region: 120-6341 (2073 amino acids)
Biological process (GO): malate transport
Source: RefSeq, a predicted model, not a curated record